AAUGUUUUUGUAUGUUGUUUCAGCCUGCGGAGUGUGGAACAGUUGCCACAGCCAGUGCCUGUUGCUGCUCCUGACAUGCACCUUCAUGGUGUCGCUGCUGGAGGCCUGGGGCACCUCAUGCUCAGAGCUGUGAAGAGAAGUAAACGUGACAGGGAGAGAGCAGUUACCACAACGACGGUGCCCAGUGACGGAGAGUUGACUACCGUUAACGCCUCCGUCAGUAACCUCACCUCACCAGAAACAAAGAGAAUGAUGAAAGACUUGGACGGCACCAUCACCAGCCUCCACGAUGAACAACUAACAAAUGGAGGAAAAAUAAAUAAAACUAUUGAAGGUAGUGGGGAAGAAAGUAUAAAAAUGCGAGUGAGUGAGUUAAAUAAUAAAGGAGAGAGUGCUGUGAUAAAAAAUUCCGCAGAUAUUAUGCUGGGGGACAUGCCCAGUCGUGGGGUAAACGAGUCUAGAACUAGUGAGGGGGGUAAGGAAACUACGGUAAUGACCAUGCUGAGAGAUGAAACAAGAACUAGUGCAGACAGGGCCGGGGUGAGGGCAAGUGACAAGUUUAUGGAGAGUGGCAAAAAAGAGGCUGACCUUGCUGAUGAUAUGAUGAAUCUCAUGAAGGAGGAAGCUGCCAGUGAGGACCUGAGAGGAAAUGUGGACGCUAACACCUCGGAAACUCCUGUUAUUAACGACGAUGGAAACACACUGUCCCCCUCUGAGGCUCAGGUUGGUAGGCAGGUCAAGAUUUUUGGCCUCAGAGUGGAGGAACACAUCAAGGGCAUAGAAUAUGAAAACUUCACGAGCAUCCUUCAUGCUAAAGAGGAGGCCAAGAUACGGUUGUUCGGUGAGGGAAUGACGCUAUCCACAGAGAUUCUCUUUACAGCCGACGAGGGAGAGCUGGGUAGCACGUGCAUCGUCCGGACCACCAGAGCCUUCAAGGUGAGCGCAGUGGGUGAUGGGUGGGCCACAGUGAGUGUGGCACUGCCUACCAUGAGCGCUGACCAGGAGCGCUGGUACCUGUGUGUGCGGGAUGCUGACGAUGACCAGUACCAGGCCUACCACCAGGGCAACGACCGCUGGCUCACUAUAUCAUCCUACGGUCCACUACUACCACUCUGGCUGCAGGUGACUUUCCUGAUAGUGCUGCUUCUGCUGUCUGGAGUGUUCUCUGGGCUCACCCUGGGACUCAUGGCGCUCGACAAGACGGAGUUGAAGAUCGUGUCGAACGCUGGCUCCCCGGACGAGCGGCGAUAUGCUCGUGCCAUUGAGCCAGUUCGUCGCCACGGCAACUUCCUGCUGUGUACACUACUGCUUGGCAACGUGCUCGUGAACUCCACCGUCACUAUCCUCCUGGAUGACCUCUCCUCUGGACUUGUUGCAGUUAUCGGUUCCACCAUUGCCAUUGUUGUUUUUGGCGAGAUCAUUCCACAAGCUAUCUGCUCUCGCCACGGACUGGCUAUCGGGGCCAGAGCAGUGUGGUUGGUGCGAGUGUUCAUGGUCAUCACUGCACCAGCUGCCUAUCCUAUCUCCAAGGUGCUGGACCUGGUGCUGGGGGAGGAGAUCAGUAACAAUGUUGCUACAGGUGCUGGACCUGGUGCUGGGGGAGGAGAUCAGUAA
Cherax quadricarinatus is the source of this 1614-nucleotide messenger RNA. The record is from RefSeq and is a predicted model, not a curated record. Lineage: Eukaryota; Metazoa; Arthropoda; Malacostraca; Decapoda; Parastacidae.